Molecule: messenger RNA, 1079 nt
Organism: Photinus pyralis (common eastern firefly)
Lineage: Eukaryota; Metazoa; Arthropoda; Insecta; Coleoptera; Lampyridae
Gene: Surf4
Product: surfeit locus protein 4 homolog
Exons: 6
Coding region: 328-1008 (226 amino acids)
Biological process (GO): Golgi organization
Cellular component (GO): membrane; endoplasmic reticulum; endoplasmic reticulum-Golgi intermediate compartment
Source: RefSeq, a predicted model, not a curated record
GACCACGAGACGAGUGCGACUUUAGACCUAUCAAACCAGAUUCCAAGUUUUGUGUGUGCGUGGAGGUUCGAUCUUCAACAUGAACAUCCCAAACGAAUAUGUUUCUACUGCGGAAGAUACGGCAGACCAAAUGUUGCCGUUUUUGGUGAUUUAAUUUCGUUAAUCUCUACAGCUUGACACAAGCGAAAAUUUGGAAGUUAUAUAAUGCAGUGGGAAAAUAUCAGGAUCGGAAAUGGCUGACAAGCUGUUAUCAGAAAAUUGAAACACAUACUUCCAACAGUAGCACGUGUAUGUUUAAUAUCCACAUUUCUCGAAGAUGGACUACGAAUGUGGUUUCAAUGGUCAGAGCAGCGUGAAUAUAUGAACAUGCAAUGGGGAUGUGGACAGAUUAUAGCAACAUUGUUUGUUGUUGUCAACUUAUUGGGUCAAUUGGGCGGUUGUGUUAUGGUCAUUAUACAAUAUAAAGUCGCAAUUGCGUGCGGAGUUUUAUUUUUCAUAGUAUUUUUACAGACAAUAGCAUACAGUAUUUUGUGGGAUGCACAAUUUUUGUUACGCAAUUUGGCUCUUAUAGGUGCACUAUUAUUAGUUUUAGCUGAAAGUAGAGGAGAAGCUAAAAGUUUAUUUGCUGGUGUACCAAGUCUUGGUGAAAAUAAACCUAAAAAUUACUUACAACUCACGGGACGUAUAUUAUUAGCGUUUAUGUUCAUUACUCUUAUCAGGUUCGAAUUAUCAUUUGUGCAGAUUGUGCUUGAUAUUUUGGGAUCAGCACUUAUGGUUCUUGUAACAAUUGGGUAUAAAACGAAAUUGUCUGCCCUUAUUUUGGUACUUUUGUUAACGACACUUAAUUUCUACCACAAUUCAUGGUGGAGAUACCCAUCCCACGCACCGGUUAGAGAUUUCCUGAAAUACGACUUCUUCCAGACUUUAUCAGUGGUAGGGGGGCUUUUAAUGAUCGUGUAUCUUGGACCAGGUGGUGUAUCUAUGGACGAACAUAAAAAGAAGUGGUAAUAGGUUGUGGUAUCGUACUUGAUUAUAGUGCAAACACGUAUAGACAAAUAAAUAUUUGACUGUCAAUUCUU